UGGAGCCUGCCCAACGCCGAGCACUACGCCCUGCAGUACGCGGACGGGCGGCAGACCUACAUCACCGAGUCGAACCGCAGGGAGAUUAAGAACGGGAGCAUUUUACGGCUGACCACCUCCCCGGACCAAGAAGCAGAGCGGUUGUACACUGGCAUCCAGAGCAAGAACUUGGAUGUGAAGACUGACUCACUGAAGAAACUUGCAAGCCUCUCCCAGGAUGCUACCUUUGCUCAAGAGUUCAUCAACAAGAAUGGAUUGGAACCAAUCUAUUCUAUUGUGGAACAAGGGAAUGAUACAGGGGAAAUGCUGGUUUACACCCUGAAGGCCUUCACAGAGCUGAUGGAGCAUGGUGUUGUUUCCUGGAGUAAUCUUACUCCACUCUUCAUCAAGAAGAUAGUGAGUUAUGUCAAUAUGAAUGCAGUGGAUGCAUCCAUCCAGCAGCUCUCCUUGUCCAUCCUGGAGAGCAUGGUGCCUACUGAGCGUGUCCUCUUUGAACAGAUCAAAAAAGAGGUGACAUUGGAUCGUCUUCUCACCCACCUGCAGGUGACAAACGCACAGCUGCAGCUGAAGGCGAUGGCCCUGCUCAUUGCGCUGCUGCUGGCUGCGAGUGACGCCGAGCAGAGGGACAUGAUAGAUUACCUGAGGGAGAAAAACAUCAGGCAGUUUAUCCACAAGAACAUCAUCCACAGCUCUGAGCCGCUGGGGGAUGAGAUGGCCCAUUACCUGUAUGUGCUACAGUCUGUCAGCCUCAACCUGUGCGAGCGUCGCAUGAGGACCUCCAUGGAUCCCUACUCACAGGAACAGCGGGAGCUCCUCCAGUCCCUCCGCCAAACUGCCUUUGAGUCGGAGAGUGAGGUGCCUGCCAGCAACGUCAGCACCGAGCGCCGACGAUCCCUGUGUGCCAAGGAAUUCCGCAAACUGGGCUUCGUGAACAACAGCAACCCAGCAGAGGACCUCCGCCGUGCCCCACCAGGACUCCUUGCCCUGGACAACAUGCUGUAUUUCUCCAGGAACACCCCCAACGCCUACAGCAGGUUUAUCCUCGAGAACAGCAGCCGGGAAGACAAACAUGAGUGUCCCUUUGCUCGAAGCAGCAUCCAGCUCACCCUGAUCCUCUGCGAGAUCCUGCACAUUGGAGAGCCGUGCUCGGAGACGGCUCAGGCCUUUUACCCUAUGUUCUUCGGGCAGGAUCAUUUCUUUGAAGAGCUUUUCUGCAUCUGCAUCCAGCUGGUGAACAAGACCUGGAAGGAGAUGCGUGCAACCCAGGAGGACUUUGACAAGGUGAUGCAGGUGGUGCGGGAGCAGAUCACCAGGACCCUGGCCCUCAAGCCCACCUCCCUGGAGCUAUUCAAGACCAGAGUGAAUGCAUUGAACUACAGUGAGAUCCUGAAGCUGCGGCAGACGGAGCGGCUGCACCAGGAGGAGACGCUGGCUGUGCUGGAACUGCGGGAGAGGCUGAAGCCAGAGCUCCUGGAGCUGAUCCGACAGCAGCGCCUGCUGCACCUUUGUGAGGGCACCCUCUUCCGCAAGAUCAGCAGCCGCCGCAGGCAGGGGGGGGACAAGCUGUGGUACUGCCGCCUGUCACCCAACCACAAGGUGCUUCACUAUGGGGAUGUGGAGGAGGGGGUGCACUCUCCCCCCAUCGAGACCCUGACGGAGAAGAUUCCUGUGGCGGACAUGAAGAUGCUGCUGGUGGGGAAGGAAUGUCCACACACGAAGGAGAAGAGCUCUGGGAAGCAGAACAAGGAUGUACUGGAGUUGGCCUUCUCCAUCGUGCAUGACAUGGAGGAAUACUGCCUCAACUUCAUUGCCCCAACGCGGUACGAGUUCUGCCUCUGGACAGAUGGGCUGAACGUGCUCCUUGGCAAGGAGAUGACGAGUGAGCGAACGCAGACAGACCUCGAUGUCCUGCUGUCCAUGGAACUCAAGCUGCGGCUCCUGGACCUGGAGAACAUCAGCAUUCCUGACAACCCCCCUCCUAUCCCAAAGCCCCCCAGCAACUUAAACUUCUGCUAUGACUUCAGCCAGGCAGAGCAGUGA
Molecule: messenger RNA, 2040 nt
Organism: Acanthisitta chloris (rifleman)
Lineage: Eukaryota; Metazoa; Chordata; Aves; Passeriformes; Acanthisittidae
Gene: ELMO3
Product: engulfment and cell motility 3
Exons: 18
Biological process (GO): cell motility; actin filament organization
Source: RefSeq, a predicted model, not a curated record